AACACAGUCUAAGAGUGGACCGAGCAGUGGCUACCUGCAUAGGGUUACUAGUAGCAGCAGCAGGCUGUGGGCAGGCUGGAAGUGUACAGAGGAAUGUUUGGAUUUCACACGCCUAUACCAGCACACCCUAAAAUGAAACAUAGACGAAUGGUUGAUUGAGAGGGGAGAAAGAGCAAGAGAGAAGAAAAAAGCAAAGGCUCACAGAGGAUUGAGAAAAAGAAGGCUGACAGAUUAAGUAGCGUGAGGAAGGCAAAGAAAGGUGAGCAGAGCCGCUAAUGUGUUGCGAGAGAGAGGAUCUGCUGGGAGAGCACAGACUGGAGCACCAUCACUGAGUGAAUUAGUACUGUCCCUCCUGCUGAAACCCACCUGGAACAACCAGAACAGCUGCACGCCAAGCAAAGAAAGAGACAGAGACGUGAAUACGCAUCUUUGCAGCAGCGCGGAAACACUGUCAGAACAGGCGGGCAAGUUGCUACAUUGCCAAACAGGUGAAGUCUGCAACGCAAGAGCGUAUAGACACUAGAUAGGAGGAAGUAUCAAGAUGAUGUCUACAAGGCGCAAUUGGCCUUGCCACUCCCUCUCUGAUGACUGUGAGGAGGCCAAUGGAAACCAUGCAAAUCCUGGACCAGAACCUGAACCUGAAGAACUGGAUUGGGAUAGCUAUAGCACCACACUGGAGCACAGAUUAGCAGCUGAGCAGGAGACUGCCCAGGCGUCUGAGCAGCACUGUGUCCAGCUGGAGAAGGCCCGGCGUGAGCUGGAGCGGCAGCUGUCAGGCCUGUCAGACCGUCUGGAGGAGGAGGAGGCCUGCUCAGCCCAGCUGGCCCUCCACCGGGACAGGCUGGAGGCCAACUGCAGCAGCCUCAGAAGAGACCUGGAUGAACUGGAGAGCGCCCUGACUGUGGCUGAGCAGGAUAAACAGUCAUCCGACAGUGAGAUAAGGAGGCUGACAGAACAGCUUUUUCAGAAGGAGGAGGCGGUGCAGAAGCUCCAGAAGGAGAAAGAACAUCUGGUGGAGCUCAGCCAGCAGGCCAUUGAGGACCUGCAGAGCGAAGAGGAGAAGGUGAACCUGCUGACCAAAGAGAAAACCAAGCUACAGAUGCAAGCUGAAGACUUGGAGUACCGGCUGGAGCAGGAACGGCGUCAGCGCGGCGAGCUGGAGAAGAGCAGGAGGAAGCUGGAGGGUGAUAGCAGAUCCACACAGGAGAGUCUGGGAGAGAUGGAGAAGAAUAGGAGUGGACUGGAAGACCUCAUCAAAAGGAAGGACCUGGAGAUCAGCAGUACCAGCUCCAAGCUAGAAGCAGAAGAGGCACUCAACAUUGGACUGCAGAGGAAGAGCAAAGAGCUGCAGGCUCGCAUUGAGGAGCUGGAGGAGGAGCUGGAAGCAGAGCGGGCCAUGAGAGGCAAGGUUGAGAAGCAGAGAGCAGAUCUAACCAGAGAAAUGGAUGAUCUCACUGACCGACUGGAGGAGGCAGGAGGGGUCACGGCCUCGCAGAUGGAGGUUAACAAGAAGCGAGAGGCUGAGCUGCAGCGUCUGAGACGAGACCUGGAGGAGUCCUCGGUCCAGUCAGAGGCGCUGGCUGCGUCUCUGCGGAAACGGCACGGUGAUGCCAUGGCAGAGCUGAGCGAGCAGUGUGAGGCUCUGCAGCGGGUCAGGGCCAAACUAGAGAAGGAGAAGCAGAACCUGAGGAUAGAGGUGGACGAGCUGGCCGCAUCUCUGGACAGUCUGCAGAAAGCCAAGACGUCCUCAGAAAGCCAGAUGAAGAAGCUGGAGGAGCAGCUGUCAGAAGCCAACAGGAGAGGAGACGACCUGCAGAGGGCCCUGACUGAGCUCAGUGUGGCCAAGAACAGACUCACAGCUGAUAAUGCAGACGUGGGUCGACAGAUGGAGGAGGCAGAGAGCAGAGCCAGCCAGCUGAGCCGCUCCAAGACUCUGCUCCAAUCCCAACUGGAAGAACUGAAGAAACAACUGGACGAGGAGGUCAAGUGUAAGCAGGCGGUCAGCAGCAGUCUGAGCUCAGUGCGGCAGGAGUGCGAGGUGCUGAAGGAGCAGCUGGAUGAGGAGCAGGAGAGCAAGCAGGAGCUGCAGCGUCUCGUCUCCAAACUCAACAGCGAGGUGACGCACUGGAGGACCAAACACGAGUCCGACACCAUCCAGCACGCCGACGAGCUGGAGGACACCAAGAAGAAGCUGGCAACCAGGCUUCAGGAGGCUGAGGAGGCUGUGGAAGCCACCCAAGCUAAAUGUUCUUCACUGGAGAAAACCAAACAGAGGUUGCAGGGAGAGGUGGAGGAGCUCUGCAUGGACCUGGAGAAGGCCAGCAGCUGCGGUCAGGCUCUGGAUAAGAAGCAGCGGAUCCUGGAGAAGCAGCUCGGAGACUGGAAGCAGAAGUGUGAGGAGCUGGUGGCCGAGGUGGAAGGCUGCCAGAAGGAGAGCAGGCAACACGCCAGCGAGCUCUUCAAACUCAAGACAGCCCAUGAAGAAUCUCUGGAGCAGCUGGAGGCCCUACGCAGGGAGAACAAGGCCUACCAGGAGGAGAUAGCUGACCUUACAGACCAGCUCUCAGAUGGAGGUAAAAGUGUCCAUGAGCUCCAGAAAGCAAAGAAGAAAAUUGAGAUGGAGAAAGAAGAGUUACAGGCCUCACUGGAGGAAUCUGAGGCCGCUUUGGAGGCGGAGGAGACCAAGGUGCUGAGGCUGCAGCUGGAGUUGUCUCAGGCUAAAGGAGACCUGGAGCGCAGAUUUCAGGAGAAAGAGGAAGAGAUAGAAGUCGCUAGAAAAAGCCACCAGAGGGCGCUGGAGUCCCUGCAAGCCACUCUGGAUGUGGAGGUGAAAGGAAAAGCAGAGGGACUGAAGCUGAAGAAGAAGCUGGAGGCUGACGUCACUGAGCUGGAGCUGCAGGUUGACCUGCUCACCAAGAACAAUGCAGAGCUCAGCAAGAACAGCAAGAAGAUGCAGCAACAGAUUAAGGAGCUGCAGGCUCAGUUGGAGGAGGAGGUAAGGAGCCACGAGGAGCGCAGGGAGGAGCAGGCAGCCGUGGAACGACGCUGCACUCUAUUGGUCAGCGAGGGGGAGGAGACUCGCGCAGCUCUGGAGAGCGCAGAGAGGGCCCGCAAGGCCCUGGAGACUGAGCUGCAGGAGACUAACGAGAAACACAGCGACCUCAACAACCAGUUCCAGUUGGCUCUGAGUGGGAGGAGGAAGCUCGAGGUGGAUCUCCAGACUCUGCAGCAGGAGCACGAGGAGCUGCAAGGAGAGCUGAGAGGACUCACAGACAAGGCCAAGAAGGCCAGCUGUGAGUUGGCGCGAGUGGGAGAGGAGCUGCGUCUGGAGCAGGAGCACACGCUCCACCUGGAGAGAGUGAAGAAAGGUCUGGAGGCUCAGAUCAAAGACAUGAGCAGCAGGCUGGACGAGGCCGAGCAGAUGGCUCUGAAAGGAGGCAAGAAGAUCAUCCAGAAGUUGGAGGGAAAGGUGAAGGAGCUGGAGCUGGAGUUGGACUCGGAGCAGAAGCGGCACGCUGAGACGGUGAAGACGCUGCGGAAGAACGAGCGACGGCUGAAGGAGCUGCUGUUUCAGUCAGAGGAGGACCAGAAGAACCAGCAGAGGAUGCAGGAGCUGGUGGAGAGGCUGCAGAACAAGAUGAAGGCCUACAAGAGACAAGUGGAGGAGGCUGAGGAACAAGCUAACAUGAACCUGGCGAAGUACAGGAAGACCGUCCAUGAGCUGGAUGACGCUGAGGAGCGAGCUGACAUUGCUGAGUCAGCACUCACCAAGAUCAGGACCAAGAACAGAGGCAGCUUCGGCAAGGGAUACUCCUCUGGUUACAGCACUCCUUACCCGGGCCUGGUCAGGUCCCCCAGCUCUGUGGGCUCAGAGGGCAGAGGGGAGAAGAUCCUCAACGACGACAACGAGUCUGUCAGCUCCCUCAUCCCAGCGUAUCUCGACUCCCUCAAGAAACUCAUGAUUGACUAGAACCACAGCUGUGACAGCUCCGACUCUCUCCAGGUGCUACAUCAUCCUGACCCUGAUGUCUUUUGAAGAAGUGGUACAGUAUGAAGUUUGAAACAUCAGAGAGGCUGAAACUGCAGUUUCACAGCACAUUCAGGUCAUAAACAAACCAUUCAAUGUGUGUCACCUGUUUGUGUAUGCUGUACAUUCCCAUGAAUUUUUCUACAAUGUACUCAUUCCUUCCUCUCUUUGAUAUUACUGCAGUCUGUAAGAUCACAGCUUUAAUAACACACUCUUGCUUUAAUUCAACACACUUUUAUAUCCACCUCAUAAUGUAAUAUUUGUGUGUAAAAACAGAUUGAAUAUGGAAAACUGUACUGUAAGUGUUCCAAAAUCCCACUUAAAGGUAACACUUUAUUACAACGACCGGUUAGAAGUCAUUUUUAAGCCAUCAGUUAAUUAUGAACAGCAUUAGCAACUCUUUUAUUUGCAUUUGUAAAUGACAAAAUAAUUAUAUAUCAUUCAUCUAUUGUUAGUCAUUACAGAAAUGUCUGAAGCUGUUAAUCUAAAGUAUAAACUAUUCACCAUUUGAAAAUGCGUAGUGUACCACAUAAACUGUCCAAACAAUGUUGUCUCUACUCAUAUUGUGAAAUAAUAAAGCAAGACAAAAAUAGAAGAAGAAACAAUGUAUUCAACAAUGCCUCACCUUCAUUAAAUCAACAACAUAGAAGAGCUAAAGCUGCAGUUAACGCUAGCAAAAUCAGAUAACCUCAUCUGUACACUAACGUUAACGUUAUUUAAAUGUUUCACAACUGCUACGGACUAGAAGGUAGAGGUAAUGUACUAAAUAAGCACCAUAUUCUGUAACUUUAAAUAACUAGUAACUUUUAGAACAUUUUCUAUUAGCUAGUACAGCAGAACAAUGAGGCAGGCAAAUAUGUAGGAUUUUAGGCAACAAGGCUAGGCGGUUAGCCCAGAAGUCUAGGUUAGCAAGUUAGCUUUUGUUGAUUCCUGACGGUGAUAUUCUGAAGCACAUGAAAAAUUCUGAACAAAACUUUAUACACUUCAAGCUACAGCCUACAUUUCUACCUACUAAAUAUGUAGCCAAUAUUUCUUACCUGCGAGCAAAAUAUGUGAAAACCCUUAGAUGAAUACAAUCAGCUACAACAGCAGCUAUCGUGUACAGUCAAACUGGUUCAAACCGGUUAAAACUGGUGAAGCUAGCAGUGUAAGUCAAUCACAUUUGAGAGUGACUGUCUACUGUAAAUAUUAUAUAUAAAUUACAUAAAAUUAUUUACAUAUAAAUAUUAGUUCAUCAUUAACUAAUGGCUUAUAAAUGACUUAUAACCAUUAUUGUAAAGUCUUACCAAGUAAGCUACAACAACGUGCCAUCAAGACAUGGGUUAUUUUAGGUCAAUAAUAAGAAAUACAAUGUCAGUGUAUUUUGCCUAAACUAUCUGAUAAAGUCCAAGUGUAUCUCUGCCUGAACUUUUAACCACAUCUUUAUUAUCACUGCCCAAACCUGUAACAAGGCUUGGCCAAACCAUUUUAAUGUUCAAUGUGAACAUGUGUUUUUUUAGGAAAUAAAAUACUUUUCCAUUUA
Molecule: messenger RNA, 5549 nt
Organism: Siniperca chuatsi (mandarin fish)
Lineage: Eukaryota; Metazoa; Chordata; Actinopteri; Centrarchiformes; Sinipercidae
Product: myosin-16
Exons: 23
Coding region: 542-3970 (1142 amino acids)
Cellular component (GO): myosin complex
Source: RefSeq, a predicted model, not a curated record